GAGCAUCGUUCAAUCCGCGAGACACUGUCACGAACCACGUCGGCUUGGUGCAGCCAGAAUAACUCGUACUGAGGGCACAUGCCAUGAUCGUACGCAAUGAUCACCUCCCGUCGUCUUGGUAUAAAUGGGAGGGACAUGAAUGGCGUGCUGAUGCAUCUCGAACCCGUCUAUCCUACUCGAAGUCAUUGCAGACAGUUAUCAUCGCCUUGCAAUCAUAAUGGUAAUCAAGGUCGCAAUAGCAGGGGGCACAGGAGUGCUCGGACCGUUUCUAGUACAGGGCUUGGCUGCAUCUGGCAUGGAUAUCACUGUACUCACUCGCAAGGAGAGCGUGUCUGGUUUACCUGCCGCCGUGUCCAUCCGUACGGUGGACUACGAUUCUGUCGAAUCGCUCACGGCAGCUCUCCAAGGCCAGGAUGCCGUUGUUUCCACCUUAGGCCGGGUUGCCACGCUCAAGCAAAAGGCGCUCGCCGAUGCUGCCGUGGCCGCCGGCGUCAAGCGGUUCAUACCUGCCGAGUUCGGUAGCGAUACGCUGAAUCCCAAAGUGCGCACUGUGCCGAUUCAAACCGACAAAGUGGAAGUCCAGAACUACCUCCGGGACCUCAGCGCCAAGAGCGAGCUGACAUACACCCUCCUCAUCACCGGGCCAUUCCUCGACGGGUACAUCCAGCACGAUUACAUCCUCGGCAUCGGUGCCUUGAAGAAUCGCAGGGCCAUGCUUCUCGAUGGUGGCGAUAUUCCCUUCAGCGCGACAACCGUCCCACACAUCGCACAGAGCGUUGCCGCCAUCCUCCAUCAUCUCGAAGAGACGAAGAACCGGCCGGUAUAUGUGGAGGAUAUCGUCCUCACUCAGAACCAGGUCUUGCGCCUUGCGCAGGAGUUGACUCUCGGGGGAACCUGGACCAUCAUCCCGGCCAGCACUGCAACGCUCACCGCCAAAGCCUACGAAUUGCUGGAGCGCGAUGGUUUGACCGAGGAGGUUGUGAAUAAUUUCAUCAUAGUCUCGCACUGGGCCGAGGGGAUGUCCAGGAAGUUCUCUAAAACGGACAACGCGCUCCUCGGCAUACCGUCGCUUUCGGAGGAGGAUGUGAAGGCUAUGAUCAAGAAGAAGCUGGAAUCAUUGUAG
Messenger RNA from Punctularia strigosozonata HHB-11173 SS5, 1123 nucleotides. RefSeq names its product NAD(P)-binding protein. Bases 218 to 1123 code for a protein of 301 amino acids. NCBI's taxonomy places the organism in Eukaryota, Fungi, Basidiomycota, Agaricomycetes, Corticiales, Punctulariaceae. Gene Ontology annotation, molecular function: oxidoreductase activity. The record is from RefSeq and is a predicted model, not a curated record. The transcript is spliced from 2 exons.